AAAAUUUGGAUAUAUGUAUUUCAUUAUUGUUACAAAAUUGAUAGUAUAGAAAACAUGAAUGGUUUUGCUUUUAUAUAUAGAUUGAAUUGAACUGCGCACGCCGAUAAAUUGAAUUGAAGCAUUCAAUGCGGUUGAGUUACAAAAUUCAAUAUAAAUAUUUUCCUUUUCUCUAAAUAUCCACCAAACAUUUUAUAGAAAAAGAAUGGAGAAGAAAGAGAUGGAGGUUGUAAAAGGAGUAGACUUGGCGAGGUAUAUGGGUCGUUGGUACGAGAUAGCUUCUGUGCCAUCAUUUUUUCAGGGCGAUGGCGAGGACACAAGAGCAACCUAUACUCUUAACAAUGAUGGGACUGUUCAUGUUCUUAAUGAGACUUGGAAUAAUGGAAAAAGAAACUACAUAGAGGGAUCUGCUUAUAAGGCUGACCCCAACAGUGAUGAGGCUAAGCUCAAAGUCAAAUUCACUGUGCCUCCAUUCUUACCAAUCUUUCCUGUUGUUGGAAAUUAUUGGAUUUUGUAUCUUGAUCAAAAUUAUCACCAUGCUCUCAUUGGCGAGCCUACUAGGAAUUAUCUUUGGAUAUUAUGCAGGAAUACCCAUUUAGAUGAAAAAAUAUACAACGAGCUUGUUGAGAAAGCUAUAGAAGAAGGGUAUGAUGUGAGCAAAUUGCAUAAGACUCCACAGAGUGAUCCUCCACCUGUCUAACAAGGUCCUCAAGACACCAAAGGAACUUGGUGAUUCAAAUAUCUUUUUGGGAAAUAAAUAAAUAAAUAAAUAUGUUUGGUUAUGAACAAUAUUAAUCGGCCUAAAGAAGUUUAAUUUCGUGUCAUAAGUUAAGUGUUCAAAGACUCUAAUAUUUAGAACAAUUUAGUUUGUAUUUAUGUAAAUUGUACUAAUGUAUGUAUGUGUUAUCUUGUUAUGUAAAUAGACUAAAAAUAAUAAGUUGUUGUUUGAUAUUCAAAUUGUGUAAUUAGUUCUUAUUAGAGAGAAGAUAUUUUGUUGUUUA
Messenger RNA from Cicer arietinum (chickpea), 998 nucleotides. RefSeq names its product temperature induced lipocalin-like. Lineage: Eukaryota; Viridiplantae; Streptophyta; Magnoliopsida; Fabales; Fabaceae. The record is from RefSeq and is marked validated. Gene Ontology annotation, cellular component: cytoplasm. Gene Ontology annotation, biological process: lipid metabolic process; response to reactive oxygen species.